Molecule: messenger RNA, 3429 nt
Organism: Rhizophagus irregularis DAOM 181602=DAOM 197198
Lineage: Eukaryota; Fungi; Glomeromycota; Glomeromycetes; Glomerales; Glomeraceae
Biological process (GO): post-Golgi vesicle-mediated transport; phospholipid translocation; endocytic recycling
Cellular component (GO): plasma membrane
Molecular function (GO): ATP hydrolysis activity; magnesium ion binding; ATPase-coupled intramembrane lipid carrier activity
Source: RefSeq, a predicted model, not a curated record
AUGCGGACUUCUAUAAGUAAUACUAUAAAGCCUGAAACUGAAGGAGGAGGAGGCUCAAAUAACAAUGAUGAUGGACGUACAAUAUACGUUAAUGAUUCUCCACGCAACUUACAACAAAAAUUCUUGCAUAAUAGAAUUUCUACAGCAAAAUACAAUUGGUUGACUUUUUUACCAAAAUUUUUGUAUGAACAAUUUUCGAAAUAUGCCAAUUUGUUUUUUUUAUUUACAGCUUGCAUACAGCAAAUUAAAGAUGUAUCUCCAACAAACCCAUAUACGACGCUUGGUACUUUAGUUGUCGUUUUGACAGCUACUGCACUUAAGGAAAUUAUGGAAGACUUCAAACGGCAUCGUUCUGACGCAGAAGUCAAUCAACGUUCCUGUAAAACUUUACAAGGAAGCUCAUUUGUUGCAAAAGAGUGGAAUGAAAUAAAAGUUGGAGAUAUUGUUCGCGUAGAGAGUGGAGAUUUCUUUCCAGCUGAUUUGGUUUUGCUCAGUAGUUCUGAACCUGAAGGAUUAUGCUAUAUUGAAACAAGUAAUUUGGACGGUGAAACCAAUUUGAAAAUUAAACAAGCAUCUAGUGAAACGUCCAAUUUAAUUUCGCCUUCAGAAAUAAGCCGUUUAGGAGGUUAUGUUAAAUCCGAAAAGCCGAAUAAUAGUUUAUAUACAUAUGAUGGUUUACUAGUAAUGAAUGGGAUAAAUGGCCAAAAACAAGUUCCUUUGGAUCCUACUCAAUUGUUACUCAGGGGUGCACAAUUAAGGAAUACGCCAUGGAUUUAUGGUAUUGUAAUCUUUACCGGCCAUGAAACUAAAUUGAUGAGAAAUGCCAGUGCAACACCCAUAAAGAGAACUAGCGUUGAAAAAAUGGUCAAUAUUCAGAUUAUUUUCUUAUUCUGUAUUUUGUUGACAAUGAGUUUGGCGUGUUCUAUCGGAUUUUUUAUCAGAGCUUUGAAAUUCGGCAAUGAAAUGCCAUAUCUUAAUCUUUUCGGAGCGAACGAUAAUCUUUUUAGUCAAUUUGGAUUCAAUAUAUUGACUUUUCUAAUCUUGUUUAAUAAUUUAAUUCCUAUAAGCUUGAUUGUUACAAUGGAAGUUGUGAAAUUUCAACAAGCUUCAUUGAUUAAUUCGGACCUGGAUAUGUAUUAUGAAAAGACCGAUACUCCAGCUUUAUGCAGAACUAGUAGUUUAGUUGAGGAAUUAGGACAAAUUGAAUAUAUAUUUUCUGAUAAAACUGGUACACUCACAUGUAACGAAAUGGAGUUUAGGCAAUGUUCUAUUGCCGGGAUAGCAUAUGCAGAUGCAGUAGAAGAGUCAAAGCGUGCUCGAGUAAUCGAUGGUGUAGAAGUUGGCUUACACGACUUUAAGAAACUAAAAUCGAAUUUGAGAAAUCAUUCAACCGCUAAUGUCAUCAAUGAAUUCUUGACUCUUUUAGCAGUAUGUCACACUGUAAUACCUGAAGGAAACGAGAAAAAUAUUAAUGAUAUCAUAUAUCAGGCUUCUUCACCUGACGAAGGUGCUCUUGUAAAAGGCGCUUCGACGCUUGAUUUUAAAUUUACGACGCGUCGUCCAAAGUCAGUUACAAUAGUUGUUAAUGGACAAGAACAGGAAUUUGAAGUUUUAAAUAUUUGUGAAUUCAACAGUACACGUAAGCGUAUGUCAACAGUUGUCCGCAGUCCUGACGGAAAGAUAAAGUUAUAUUGUAAAGGAGCCGAUACGGUAAUUUUAGAACGUUUAAGUGAGAAUAAUCCUUUUACUGAACAGACUUUACAACAUCUUGAAGAAUAUGCCACCGAAGGUCUUAGAACUCUUUGUAUAUCCAUGCGUGAGAUAUCAGAGGAAGAAUACAGAAUUUGGGCUGGUGUUUAUGAAAAAGCUUCUACAACUUUAACGAAUCGUCAGGAAGAACUCGAUAAAGCUGCUGAAAUGAUUGAAAAAAAUCUUUUCCUUUUGGGUGCAACAGCUAUUGAAGACAAAUUACAAGAUGGUGUACCAGAAACUAUUCAUACCCUUCAACAAGCUGGCAUCAAAAUUUGGGUUCUUACUGGUGACAGACAGGAAACUGCAAUAAACAUUGGCCUUAGUUGUAAAUUAAUUCAAGAAGAAAUGACUUUGAUUGUUAUUAACGAGGAGAGUCAUUGGGAAACAAAAGAAUCUCUGGAGAAAAAAAUUCAAGCAAUGAAGGGUCGCAUCAAUCCCGAAGCAGAGCCACUUGCUCUUGUUAUUGAUGGUCGUACACUUGAAUUUGCGCUUGAAAAAGAUCUUGAGAAAACUUUUCUUGAGCUCGCGACUUUGUGUAAAGCUGUGGUUUGUUGUCGCGUUUCACCUCUUCAAAAGGCUCUUGUCGUAAAACUCGUAAAACGUCACUUAAAAGCCAUUCUCCUAGCUAUUGGUGAUGGCGCAAAUGAUGUUUCCAUGAUUCAAGCAGCUCAUGUUGGUGUUGGUAUUAGUGGUCUUGAGGGAAUGCAGGCAGCUCGUAGCGCUGAUGUUGCUAUUAGCCAGUUCAAAUAUCUGAAAAAACUUCUAUUGGUACACGGAGCAUGGAGUUACCAAAGAUUGAGUAAACUUAUUUUAUACUCUUUUUAUAAGAACAUAACACUCUAUAUGACUCAAUUUUGGUACACAUUCCAAAACGGUUUCUCCGGUCAAGUUAUUUAUGAAUCUUGGACGAUUACGUAUUAUAAUGUCCUUUUUACUGUAUUACCACCAAUCGUAAUAGGAGUUUUUGAUCAGUUUGUUAGUGCGAGAAUGUUAGAUCGCUAUCCACAAAUGUACAUGUUGGGCCAAAAGAGUGAAUUUUUUAAUGUCAAAACUUUUUGGGGCUGGACGAUAAAUGCUUUUUAUCAUUCCUUGAUUUUAUAUUAUGUACCAGUAGUUAUUUUCAAUCAAGACCUUGUGUUGUCAAGUGGACAGUUAGCAGGCCACUGGGUGUGGGGUACAACAAUUUAUACAGCAGUUUUAGCAACAGUUUUAGGGAAAGCUGCUUUAAUAACAGAUUUAUGGACAAAAUAUACCUAUAUUGCGAUUCCAGGGUCAUUUAUUUUCUGGCUGGUUUUCAUUGUAUUAUAUGGUUCAAUUGCUCCAAAACUAAGAUUUUCAGAAGAAUAUGAAGGCAUUGUUGGAGUAAUUUUCACAAGUCCAAUAUUUUAUGCUACUAUUAUUCUAAUACCAACUAUGUGUCUUUUGAGAGAUUUUGCCUGGAAAUACGCAAAACGUAUGUACAUUUCACGUUCUUAUCAUACUGUGCAAGAAAUCCAAAAAUUCAAUAUUCCCGAUUACCGACCUCGCAUGGAGCAAUUCCAAAAGGCAAUACGAAAAGUGCGUGCUGUACAAAGAUUACGAAAAAGUCGUGGGUUUGCCUUUUCUCAAAACGAAUCUGGGCAAGAAGCGCAACUUAUCAGAGUAUACGAUACCACUUUGGCAAAACCAAAGGGUUAA